This is a messenger RNA of Dendrobium catenatum, 2304 nucleotides long. RefSeq names its product pentatricopeptide repeat-containing protein At2g13600-like. Gene Ontology annotation, biological process: RNA modification. Lineage: Eukaryota; Viridiplantae; Streptophyta; Magnoliopsida; Asparagales; Orchidaceae. The transcript is spliced from 2 exons. The coding region runs from base 1 to 2304 and encodes 767 amino acids. Gene Ontology annotation, molecular function: protein binding; RNA binding. The record is from RefSeq and is a predicted model, not a curated record.
AUGAAGGCGCACUCACGCCUCCUAAAGCAAGGCCUGGACGGGAAUCCGGUCGUCGCCACCCGCCUCCUUCAGGCGUAUGCUUGCCAAACAUCCCCUUCUUCGCUAACCGACGCUCGACAGCUCUUCGAUCAGAUCCCUUCUUCCUCCCGCGACACAUUCCUAUGGGCAGCCAUGAUCUCCGCGUACGCCCGCUCAAACAUUCCAAUUGCCGCCAUCCACCUUCUCUCCGAUCUCCUUCGCCUCCCAUCCACUCUCUCCCCUCUUUCCUUUGCAUUUGCAUCCGCCGCCCGCUCCGCUGCCGCCGUCGGCGACCCAUUCCUUGCUCGCUCCCUCCACGCCCAGAUAAUCCGUCGUCAAAUCACACCCAACGUUGUUGUCUCCACCUCCCUCGUCGACAUGUAUUCUAAAUGCAACUCAUUGGGUUUUGCACAGAAGGUGUUCGAGGAGAUGCCCGAAAGAAAUGUCAUUACCUGGAACACUAUGCUAGCCGCUUAUGCAACUUGUGGCAAGGCCAUUCCCGCUCUUGAGCUUUUCUACAGUGUUAAAUGCGAUUUAGGGGCUGAUGAGUUUGCUGUUGCCAGUGGCUUGACUGCUUGUGCUGCACUCAAUGACCUGAGAUCGGGAAUGCAAAUUCAUGGCUUCUCUGUGGCUGCAGGGUUUGAAAUAGAUCCAACUGUUGCAAAUGCCACGGCUAAGAUGUACUUCAAGUGCAGUGAAGUUGGCUCUGCUGAGAGGGCAUUGGAAGGGAGAGAACUUUGUUUGCUGUCUAAGCUUUUGAUGAUUAAAGGUUAUGUCUUUAAUGAAAAAUAUGCUGAUGCGGUGAGGAGCAUUAGUCAAAGUGAUGGUUUUGUGGAGCUUUUCAUUGAGGAUCAUAGCAUUGCUGUUUCUGUUUUAAGUGCUGCUGCAAAUCUUGGGUUUCUCCAUAUGGGGAAGAAGGUCCAUGGAGUUAUCCUCACACUUGGUUAUUAUAGAAGGUUGUGUUCAGUGGAGAUUGAUGACACCUUCAUUGUUAGUGCUUUAAUUGACAUGUACUCGAGGUGCUCUAGCAUCAGUGAAGCUUGGAUGGUUUUCCAUAAUUUGAAGGAGAGAGAUAUAUCUCAUUGGAAUGCGUUGAUGUCAGGGUGCAUCUCUAAUGGCUGGCUUCAAGAUGCCUGUGGCUUGUUUGAUAGAAUGCCUAUUAAGAAUGUGAUCUCAUGGACAUCCAUGAUUUCUGGAUAUGUGCAGAAUGGAUCACCAAGAAAAGGUUUAGAGUUGUUGGCCAAAUUUUAUAACGGUGAAGGCUUGGUUAGAGGAAACUCCUUCACCUUUGCAACUGCUCUUGAUGCCUGUAGCAGCCUUGCAGCUUUGGAUGCAGGUAAACAGAUACAUGUUCAGGUGCUAAAAACUCUUAGUGGAGAUUUAAGCAGUAAUUAUAUUGUGGAAACAGCAUUAGUUGACAUGUAUUCUAGAUCAGGUAACCUAGUUUAUGCACGAAGAAUCUUCAAUAAAAUGCAGAUGAUGAAUGCUUUAUCUUGGACAUCAAUGAUUACUGCUUAUGCUACACAUGGGUUUGCUUCAGAAGCCAUUGAAGUUUUUGAAAAUAUGAUAAGAAAUGAUUUUGUUCCAAAUGAGGUGACAUUUGUGUCUGUCCUGAGUGCUUGUAAUCAUUGUGGUUUGAUUGAGCAAGGGAUGCAAUAUUUUAACUUAAUGAAGGAGAGGUAUGGUAUUUCUCCUAGAGCUGAUCAUUUUGCUUGUCUGGUUGAUAUGUUAGGACGGGCAGGAAAGCUUGUGGAAGCUCAAAGAGUUUUAGAGAGUAGAAAUGCUUUGGAAAUGAAAUCAGAUAAAAAAUGUAGUGUAGGCAGUGAUAACGAUGCUACUAUAUGGGGUGCAUUGCUUGGGGGAUGUACGAUAUAUGGAAAUUUGGAGAUGGGGAGGAAGGUGGCUAAGGAGAUGAUAAAUAGAAAGCAUCAAAUUUCAGGAACUUUUGUUAUCUUGUCUAAUUUCUAUGCGUCUUCAGGAAAAUGGGAAGCCGUAUAUAAUCUUAGGGAGGACUGGAAGUGGCAGGGCUUUGCUCAAAAGCCAGGGUGUAGUAAGUUGGGAACUUGCCAGCCGAGCUGGUGGGAAGAUUGUUCCGUGCUUCAAAGCAUAAGGAUUGAAAAACAAUUUGUGGUCAGAAGAAUGCAAGAAAGUUUUUGUGCAGCUGAAGAAAUACUUGAUGUUCCUGUUUUUCCUGAUAAGUCCAAAGCCGGAAUUGAUGCUGAAGUUGAACCUUUGAGACGAGGAGAAGGCCGUCUUUUUGGUUCUAUUAAGAGGGGAAGCCAAUAA